Messenger RNA from Fusarium odoratissimum NRRL 54006, 1761 nucleotides. RefSeq lists its product as uncharacterized. Bases 644 to 1123 code for a protein of 159 amino acids. The transcript has a single exon. The record is from RefSeq and is a predicted model, not a curated record. Lineage: Eukaryota; Fungi; Ascomycota; Sordariomycetes; Hypocreales; Nectriaceae.
CAUCCACCACCACAUGGUCAACCGCGGGAGGGUUGCGAGGGCAGCAAUGUACUCUUGGUACCAAAAUCAACUCCCCGGCCCGACAUUACAGGGAUUCUCCAUACAGUUGUUCUGGCCAACACUGACCUCAUUGAGGGUCAGACCCCGUAUAAGCCGCCGACUCCUCCGCUAUUCUCCGCCCCCGACACCCUCUUGAGCUAAUCACAGUGCAGCGUCUUCAUUUCCAGGGGCUACCAGACCCAGAGGCAAUUCAAAGGACGCCCCAAUGUACCACUUGUACCCGGGAUCAGGGACCCCAAGGCGGUUCCACCUCCACAACCAAGCCCAGGUUUUCCAAGGCGCCACCAGAGAGUAGAACGCAUGGAUACAGGCCGAAACGACCGAAGGCUUUGAGGGGUUUUCCUAUCUCCAGUCUCCAGGGAUUCCCUUUAAAUGUCCUGGCUGCUGCACUUAUCUCUUUCCAUCCAUUUAUGAUAAACGAUCGCCCAUACCAUCCCCAGCACUUUCAAAGUUGAGGAUCCUGUCAAUUCCAAGCUCAUUGCCUCGAUCAUAACAACUCAACAUACACUCAUCGAGCCUACACCUUUCUCUAUAACAAAACGAGACACCCUGUUUUACAGCCAACUACAACACAUUAUCCACAAUGGCCAUCCGAGAGCACUUCCGCCGCGCUGUGCGCUCCGACGCUUCAAGCACAAAUAUCGUCGAGGCCAACACCCCAGGAAAGAUCACAGCUACCAUGACCAAGUCCAGCCAGAACAGUGACAAGUCCGACUCAUCAUCAAAAUCAUCACUCGUCAACAAGCUGUCCCGUACCUGGACGUGGGGGUCUAAGGACAAGGAUGCCACCAAGGAGCGCAAGACCAAGAACAAGAAGGGAAAGAAGAUCACCCACCCUAGCGAGAAGCCGAUGACCGCACAGAAUCUCCAGCACCAGGAGAUGCUCUCUCACUUCGACUUCACCUUUGGUGCCUCUUGUCCUGAACAAAUCGAGGAGGACAAUUUCAUUGGCAUCAGCCCUUGCUGCACCAGAGCCCCCAGUGUCGUUGACUUCUCACUGGAAGGCGACAGCGAAAGCGAUGAUCAGACUUCUUCCUCAUCUUCCUCCGUCAAAUCAUCGUAGUCCAUUUCCUGAAAUGGCAAGGUCAGUGAUAAUGGAUGGGCGGGCAUGCGGGCUCGCCGAUUGUCGACAGCGGCGAAACCUGGAAGAGUUCUAGAACACCAGUUUCAACGCCUGCCACCAAAAGCCCGCAACGUUACUCAGGCACACCAAAUCACCUCCCUUGGAAGAUCCUCGCCUUGAGCGUUGCAUUUUAUCCAUCUAAUCACGACUCUGGAAGCCGUCUCUGUUCACGACAAUAUCACCAAUUGGGUGAUGCAACCAUCUCAAGAUCAGCGCCUGUUCCAACCCAAACAGGAAUAACAGCUGACGAUCUGAGCAACACCACCUCAGAACUUCGCUAUAAUCAUUGCAUUAGAGCAUAACAACAAAAGACGCCAAAACAAAAGCAGUGUGCAUUGGCUGUCUUUCUUAUCGUCUUCUUUGACGACGGUGUCUCGGGCACCGAAGGAAAACCGCAUGAAAUGAUUUGAAACGCCACGACAUGUGUGGUAUGGAAUAUAGCAUAUUGGAUUUAGCGACUGUCUUAAGGAGUUUUGCAUAUCACUUUGGUCAUGCAAUGGGCAAAUAGACCAGAAGGCGUUAAAUUGGAUAGACCAAUAAAAGUCUACUUGUUUUGCAAUCAAAUUUCUUUCCCUGUG